GGGAGGGUGACAGAGAGCAGGCGUGCCCAUUCAACAUGCUCCAGGGAUUAGAGAAGCCUAUUUAAAGUUCAGUCUCCCCGUGCUGUCAGGACAGUAGACAGACUUCAGGACAAGGACGAGGCGCACAGACACGACAGCUUUUUAAAAUAAAACAAAAGAGAAGACAAGCGGAGGGUGAAUAAAGGCGUUUCUGCUGGAAAACUGUCCUCCUAGCAUCUCUCUUUAAUCCUUUCUGCACCUUUACUUCACCAGUCAGCUCCAUCAUGGGUGUGAAGAUGCUGCAGUGCUUUCCUUUCUACAGACGCUGCAAAGAGCGCUGCAAAAGCCGACAGUGCCCACCAGCACCAGUUCCUGUAGAGACGAAGCCACGUCUGUCCUCCACCACGUCGUGGGGCAGUGACAGCGAAGGUGCGUUGACCCCCAGCCGGGGCUCCCAGAUCUAUUUCUCCACCAAGGCCCGGCUAUCGUUCAGGCACCAGCUGGACAGCAACAUCAACGCGGUGGAUGCCACGUACUGAGUCUACAAGCUCAUGAGACUUUGGGUGAAGAAAAGGAAUCUGUCAGCUUCAGAUGGGCCCAGUUCCCUGCUGAACACACAGAACUCUCGACGUUUUAUCAGGUUCAAGAAGGUAGAGAUUAACCAGCUGAGACUUGUACACAGACUGGAAGAUCUGGGAAAGUGACCGAGUGAUGGGAGAGGAAAAGGAUGUUUACAGCGUUUACUACCAACAAGUGCAUUACUUUUAAGUUUUGCUGUUUUUUUUUUUUUACAUUUUUGGACUAAAUUUGUAAGAACUGGUGAUAAAUAGAGCUAAUCUGAGAUAACCCUCGUAAUUAUUUUCUAACAGUCAUCAUUAAAUCAUGAUGAGUCACCAGAACUAAUGCAGCGUUGGCUUAAAUCUUGUAAAGUUGCACGUUAAUAUUGCAUUACUUUAAUAUUGCUUUAUAAGUGUCAUAAGACACUGGAUUCAGGACGUUUUAAGAUGCUUUAUUGUAGACGAGCUUAUUGAAAUGGUUGAAUUAAACUAAGCCACACUGCUGCUUAACUGUAUUGUUCUCAUCUCCAGAUUUGUGAUUUAUAGCGAUAAUUAAGGAAGGACUAAUACACAACUGAUAAAAUAUUGUGUAAAAGUUUCAUUCUUAAGUAAAUAACAGAACUUGUAAUAAAAAUUCUCCUGUGACUUUA
Messenger RNA from Nothobranchius furzeri (turquoise killifish), 1186 nucleotides. RefSeq lists its product as uncharacterized. The record is from RefSeq and is a predicted model, not a curated record. NCBI's taxonomy places the organism in Eukaryota, Metazoa, Chordata, Actinopteri, Cyprinodontiformes, Nothobranchiidae.